CCUGACAGACUGUUCUUAGGUUUCUGAAUCUGAGCCACAAGGUUACGUUAGGUUUCUGACUGAGAUAAUACCUGUGGAAAAGCAGACAGAGUUCUGGUUCAGUGAGGGAGAAGAUACAUUUUCCGGAAGUCUCCACUCUGAAACCAACCAGGACAGGAUACUAGAACAGCAGAACCAGCCAACCAGUGAAGCAACAGCCUUUUCUACAGACAGGUCAGAACAGUACAGGACAUUCUAGAACAUUCUAGAACAUAAACUAGCAUUCUAGAACAGAACAGGGCAUUUUAGAACAUUCUAGAACAUAAACUAGCAUUCUAGAACAGAACAGGGCAUUUUAGAACAGGACACUCUAGAAGAGUACAGGACAUUCUAGAACUGGACAGAACAAUCUAGAGGAUGAGGAACCUCCUGACCACCGAGAACCAGAACUGUUACCGGGAGCAGAUAGAGAAGGAGCGUUACACCCGGCUGGCCUGGAAGAGCCGCUACGGACGAGACUACCCCACCAGCUUCGUCUCCCGCAGGGCCAAUGAGCAGCUAGCGCUGAGGCUCCCUGAGCUCCCUCUGAACACCACCCCCACGACUAAGACCAUCCUGCCACCUGUGUUAUCUACCCUGGAGAGGAGGAGAGAGGUUGCAGUGCCCUUGGACAGGUCACUGAGCGAGGCUCCCCUCGAUGAGAGUAGUGACGCCCCAGACCAAGGAAUCUCUCUACCAGGGUUUUUCCAAGGAGGGCGCCGCCUGUACCUCCACACACGCACCCUGAAAGACCCAGAGGAGAAGUUUGAUCACCUUCUGCUGUCUUCCUGGCACUACGGAUGGAGACUGGGUGAGACCUUUGGUGAAUACGGAAGAGACUACAGGUCGCCAGCCAAUGGAAGAUCAGGAGUCGUGAGGAACACUUUUUACUCCAGGAAUGGAAUUUUCAAUAUUCCCUCCGAAACUGAUCGCCUUGGAUGACGAACGAAAGGCUUCAUUUUUCAGCUGGUUUUAUACUUUAUUAUUCGAUUCUCUUCAUAUUGACGACGAAUAACUUUAAUUUGUUUUCACUGUAUAAGUAUGCUAUCUUUUGUUUGAUUUAUAACAACUAUAUUCUCUUCUAUAGGAUGUACAGAUGUGGGUUAGCUAUAAAUGAUGUUCAUCUGAAAACACUGUUACUUUACAUAUACAAACUGUUAUAACCGUUGGAGAAAAUGUGUUGAUAUAAUAACAUCUCGAUAAACCUUUUUUCUAGUUA
Salmo salar (Atlantic salmon) is the source of this 1237-nucleotide messenger RNA. RefSeq lists its product as uncharacterized. NCBI's taxonomy places the organism in Eukaryota, Metazoa, Chordata, Actinopteri, Salmoniformes, Salmonidae. The record is from RefSeq and is a predicted model, not a curated record.